CAUGGGGCCCCCCGGGCAAUAGGGGAUCAUGGGGCCCCUGUGUCCUUGCCCAAACUCAAAAAAGCCUAUGAAAAAGGUACCAGGGGCAUCUCAUGGGGCCCCCUACUGACCCCGGGCCCUCGGCCAGUGCCCGAGUUUCCAAAUGGUCAGUCUGCCCCUGCCUUGCACAUAAUCAAGUACAAGGAGGGACAGGGGUCCUGUAGCCUCAUAGUGGAGAAUGAAAACUCCUCCUACAAGCUUUAACCAGUGUUCUGCCGGACACUGAUAGAAGUCACAAGGCUGCUUCAACUGCUGAUGAGAA
Molecule: messenger RNA, 301 nt
Organism: Staurois parvus
Lineage: Eukaryota; Metazoa; Chordata; Amphibia; Anura; Ranidae
Source: the annotation of a GenBank genome assembly